AUGGAGCUAGACGAACAUGAAACCCCGCAAAAGUUAAAAACACACAAAUUCAUUAUCAACUAUCAAACAAAUAAUAGCCAACGACAAAUGUCUAUUUCACCCUGCCAACUGAAAGUGACGCCAAAAAAUAACAAAUGCCUAAGGAAGUCUAUAAACCCGCGGACACCCAAAGCCCAGAGUUUAAGCUAUUCGGUGGCUGCCUGCAGUUCUUUGGUGUCCUCAAAUAGUAACUCUGUGCAUUCGAUAUCGAUGGCUUUGGUACAGACGCCACCGGCAAAAAGAUAUCAAAGAGUGAAAAAUCCUUUUGAGGCGGCCUUGACGGAUAGAUUACAUUUGCCAUUGAUAGCUAGCCCCUCGUUGUUUCAACGUCCCAAUACACCACAACUGAGUUCUACACAAUUUGAAUGGACUAUCGACGAAGUAUCUAGUCUAAAGCCGGCACAUGUAGAACCUCAUGAAACACAAUUUCAUGACUCCCCCAAUCCAGAAUUGGAGGCUAAAGCCCAAUCAGCCAUAAGUUCCUAUUUCAAAGAACAACAAAUUGUGCCCAGCCCCAUAGACUGUCCCUUACGAUCAAAUCGCAUUGUUUUGUCAGAAAUUAAUGGCACCACGCCGCUUUCAAAACCAGGUCGCCGGAUACGUGACUGUGCUUCGCAAACCGAACUGACAUUGCCACCCAUUUUGCCGCCAGCCUUGGAAGAAGCCUUGAAACCUUAUUUCCAGCCACAAUUGGCGGGCAAAGAUAAAGUGUUGAAAAAUCUGGGCGCCUCUCGUUCUUGGAUUUCCAACAGCAGUGAGGUGAAGGAUACUUCUCUAAGACGCAAACUUUUCGAUAUGCAUAAUAUUGUGGUGUUGGAAAAUGAAAAUCAACAAACACCCCGCCAGCAGCAAUUACCCAAGCCUUCGAUUUCUAGUGCCCAUUCAAAUUCUAGUCCUAUUUCAUUGAAUUCCUUGCAACAUACAGCCAUAGUAGGCAAACUAUCAGAUUCUUUAGACAAGAGCUCUUUUGGCUCUCUAUCACCUAUUUCGGCAGCUGAUAGUUUGUCGCCCAAUUGUUUGGGCGGAAGUGCCACAAAACGAAAAUCCAGAUUUGGCAAUUUCCUCAGCGAAUUGGAAGAAGUAGAGCUACUUUCGCCCAUACAUCCACCCGUAAGAAGAAAGCCCUUGACUGAAAGCAAUAGGUCGCAGUAUAGAAGCCAUAUAAGUGAAAUUUCCAAAAUAGAUUUAACCACCAACAAUGUUUCCACUGAAGCAGAAGAAAAUGAACUUUUCACACCCGAAAGAUCUUCAUCGCCCCUGCAUGUUAUGGCUUAUGAUAAUCUAGCUGAAUUCUCCACCGAUAGUUUUAAUAUUAAGGUCAGCCGUUUAAAGGUAAACUCUUCUAAACAGCAGGCAACAAACCAGGACAAAAUUUGCAAAAUCCUGCAAAAAUCAGCACAACUGGCAACAGAUGUGGAUAUUUUCCCACACGAUGACACUGAGGACUUGCUAGAGAACACGGUCGACAUGGAUGAUAUGCAAGUUUCACAACUGUCAGGCCACUCCUCCAACUGCAGCUCAUCGCAGUCGGACACACCAAGAGGCAAACGCAGAUCAGCCAGUCGUAAGAAUCUAUCACAAUCAUUUUCUGCCAACUGGCUGCAAGAUGAAGACGAACAAGAGCUGGAUACUUCUCAGUCUAUGAAAAUUAAAGAAAUUUUAGCUAAAAAACAAUUUUCUGUAACUAGUGCCACAACUUCCUGCUCGUUUGGGGGUAUUAGCAAACAAAGGAUCGAGAAUACAACGCCAAAGAAAAGUUUAACAUUCUAUAGGACUGAUAGUGGUUUCAAUGAAAUGUCUCAUAGCUCAAUGUCAUCAUGCGAGGCUCUCAAGUCGGGACAGGAUAAGAAUCCCCAGUUGGACAUGCUGCCGCUUCAAGAGAUUUUGGUAUGUUGUUCUACGCCAUCGACCAAGGAUAAAUUUAAUUUUAUGGACUGA
Messenger RNA from Calliphora vicina (urban bluebottle blowfly), 1977 nucleotides. RefSeq names its product aurora kinase A activator-like protein bora (gene bora). The transcript has 2 exons. Gene Ontology annotation, cellular component: nucleus; cytoplasm. The record is from RefSeq and is a predicted model, not a curated record. The coding region runs from base 1 to 1977 and encodes 658 amino acids. Gene Ontology annotation, biological process: activation of protein kinase activity; regulation of mitotic nuclear division; regulation of mitotic spindle organization. NCBI's taxonomy places the organism in Eukaryota, Metazoa, Arthropoda, Insecta, Diptera, Calliphoridae. Gene Ontology annotation, molecular function: protein kinase binding.